Sclerotinia sclerotiorum 1980 UF-70 is the source of this 2796-nucleotide messenger RNA. RefSeq lists its product as hypothetical. The record is from RefSeq and is a predicted model, not a curated record. Gene Ontology annotation, biological process: nuclear-transcribed mRNA catabolic process. The transcript has 5 exons. Gene Ontology annotation, cellular component: nucleus. Bases 1 to 2796 code for a protein of 931 amino acids. Lineage: Eukaryota; Fungi; Ascomycota; Leotiomycetes; Helotiales; Sclerotiniaceae. Gene Ontology annotation, molecular function: RNA binding; zinc ion binding; 5'-3' RNA exonuclease activity.
AUGGGAGUCCCAGCAUUGUUCAGAUGGCUGACCAAGCAAUAUCCCAAGAUUGUGUCUCCUGUCAUUGAAGAACAACCGCGCGAAAUCGAUGGCCAAAUCAUCCCAAUUGAUAUUAGAGGACCCAAUCCAAAUGGGGAGGAAUGCGACAACCUAUAUUUGGACAUGAAUGGAAUCGUUCACCCAUGUAGUCAUCCAGAAGAUCGCCCUCCACCCAAAGAUGAGGAGGAAAUGAUGUUGGAAAUCUUCAAGUACACGGAUCGAGUAGUUAAUAUGGUGCGACCCAGGAAAUUGUUGAUGAUUGCUAUUGAUGGAGUAGCACCACGUGCUAAGAUGAAUCAACAACGAUCCCGUCGAUUUCGUGCGGCGCAAGAGGCAAAGGAGAAGGCGGAGGAUAAGGCAGAGUUGCUUAAGAUGCUGAAAUCACAAGGUACACAGGCCGAAGAGACAGAAGUCAAGAAAGCCUGGGAUUCCAACGAAAUUACUCCCGGUACUCCGUUCAUGGACAUAUUGGCCGCUAGUCUCAGAUAUUGGAUUGCAUAUAAACUCAACACUGACCCUGCUUGGGCAAAGAUGAAAGUCAUCAUCUCAGAUUCAACUGUUCCAGGAGAGGGUGAACACAAAAUCAUGGAAUUUGUCAGAUCCCAAAGAUCUUCUCCCGAUCAUGAUCCUAACACCCGACAUGUCAUGUAUGGAUUAGACGCCGACUUGAUCAUGCUGGGUCUAGCAACGCAUGAACCUCAUUUUCGUAUUCUAAGAGAAGAUGUGUUCUUUAAUGAUGGAAAGCCACGAACCUGCAAACUGUGCGGCCAACAUGGCCAUGAAGCCCGAGAAUGCAAAGGCAUGUACAAGAUAAAGGAUGGUGAGUUUGAUGAAAAGGCUAGCGCCCCUACGCUCAAACCAUUUAUUUGGCUACACGUCUCUAUCCUUCGUGAAUACUUGGCAGCAGAGAUUCUCGAGAUUCGAGAGGAUGGUAUUAAUACCUUGAUUGCCAUCUGGCGUGAUAAUAUUCCCUACAUGGGUGGUUAUUUGACUAAAGAUGGUCAUGUUGACCUUGAAAGAGCUCAGUUCAUCCUUGAUGGUCUAGCUAAGCAAGAAGAUGCCAUCUUCAGGCGAAGAAGAAAGGCAGAAGAGAACUUCCAGAAGAAGCGUAAGCUCAACAAUGAGCGAAACGAACGGUAUGGCCGUGGCCGUGGAAACAACGCCGGUGCUCAGGAUUCUCCAUCUAACGGUAGACAGCCUCCUGGUGGAGCUGCUCCGACUGGCUUACCACUCUUCACUCCUGGUAUGGCCAACAAGGAAGCCAAGGCUAUAUCCCAUGAUAUGGUAAUGAACCGAGGUGCAGCUUACAAGGCUAGUAUAGCCAACAAGAGCGCCGCUGCAGCACUGAAGGAGAUGAUGAAUGGCAAGUCAACUGAUGAUGAUAACGGUGAGCCUAGAGCCGAUGACACCUCGGCGGAAUUACCAGCAACUGCACUGGGAAAACGUAAAGCAGAGCUCAUUGAGGAUGAUGACAGCAGUACGCCAGGACGUAACUCCCCCAUUCCAGGGACACCAGGAACCCCGACAACACCUGGCGAUGACCUUCCUCCUGACACCGUUAGACUAUGGGAAGAUGGUUACGCUGAUAGAUACUAUGAACAGAAGUUCAACCGAGAUCCUAAAGACAUUGAGUUUCGCCAUCAGGUUGGUAAAGCCUAUGUCGAAGGAUUGGCAUGGGUUUUGCUAUACUAUUUCCAAGGAUGUCCGUCUUGGGAUUGGUAUUAUCCGUACCAUUAUGCCCCUUUCGCCGCGGAUUUUGCAAAUCUCAAGGAUAUGAAGAUCAAUUUUCAGAAAGGCAGAAUCUUCAGGCCAUUUGAACAACUUAUGGGAGUCCUUCCAGCGGCUUCAAGACAAGCUAUUCCAGAACAGUUUCACCAUCUGAUGACCAAUGAAGACAGUGAAAUUAUCGAUUUCUAUCCAGAGGAUUUUAUAGUUGAUUUGAACGGUAAGAAGUUCGCUUGGCAAGGUGUUGCUCUAUUGCCAUUCAUUGACUCGGAGCGAUUGCUCGAUGCAAUGGCUAAGGUAUACCCCACAUUACCAGUGGAUGUUUCAGCUCGCAAUGGCCUUGGAAAAGACGUUCUUUUAGUGUCAGAAUCCCAUCAUGCUCUUUACGACGAGAUUACCAGCAAAUUCUAUUCAAAGAAACAAGGCUCACCUCAUAUGAAGUUAAAUCCCAAGGUCAGUGAAGGUUUGACUGGACGAGUUGAGAAGAAUGAGGAUUAUCUCCCUUAUAGCUCUUUGGUUUUUCCACUGGAGAGUGGAGCUAUGCCAGGUCUUGACGAGGAUCGAUCAAUACGUGUACAUUACGAAAUGCCCAAAUCUAACCAUAUUCACAAGUCUAUGUUAUUAGUCGGAGUUGAUUUUGGCCAACCGGCACUUAAUCAAAGCGAUAUCGAAAUGACAAAAAGCAGGGCGUCUAGAUCAGGUCGAAAUUAUGGCGGAGUGCCAUUACAAGGUGAUGGUAGGGGUCGUAACCAAUUCAACUAUGGUUCUGGUAAUAACAAUCGCGGCAAUGGCAGUCGCUAUAAUGGUCCAGGAACAACAGCACCUAGGUACAAUAAUCAAUCUCACAGCUCUCAGAACAACUACAACAAUUACAGUCAACCACCACCUCCACCAGGCUGGCAGCCUCCCCCACCAGGAUCAUACGGUGGGCCUCCUCCACCGCCCCCUGGAUCGUACGGUGCGUAUCCUCCACCGCCACCUGGAUAUGGAGGUGGUUACAACAACUACAACAACUAUGGUGGACGACGUUAG